Dichotomopilus funicola is the source of this 600-nucleotide messenger RNA. RefSeq lists its product as uncharacterized. The transcript has 3 exons. Lineage: Eukaryota; Fungi; Ascomycota; Sordariomycetes; Sordariales; Chaetomiaceae. Gene Ontology annotation, molecular function: DNA-binding transcription factor activity, RNA polymerase II-specific; RNA polymerase II cis-regulatory region sequence-specific DNA binding. The record is from RefSeq and is a predicted model, not a curated record. Gene Ontology annotation, biological process: regulation of DNA-templated transcription. Bases 1 to 600 code for a protein of 199 amino acids. Gene Ontology annotation, cellular component: nucleus.
AUGAUACCACCCAAGGGAUCGCAACCACCUCCUCAGCCCCAACAGCAGCAACCCCAGCAGCAACAGCAGCAUCAGCAACCGGCCCACCACCCGCAGCAUCCACAUCACCCCCAACACCAGCAACACCCGCAGCAUGCCCAGCAUGCCCAGCAGCACCCGCAACACUCCCAACAGCAACACCCUCAGCAGCAGGCUGUCCCUGCCCAGGUUCCUGCACAUAUCCCACAACCACCCGUUGCUGCGCCGGCACAACCCACACCCACCGACGACACGCCGGCCCCGCCGCCUGCGAAGAAGAGCCGGACUAAUACCCCAUGGACGCCUGCCGAGGAGUUGCGGUUGAAGCAGAUGCGUGAUGCCGGAAACAGUUGGGCCGAAAUCGCUAAGACGUUCCCUGCUCGUACGGAGGGUAGUGUUAAGAAGCACUGGUACAAAGACAUGCAUUAUGCUGAAUUUGCCGAGGAUGAAAAAGCGGCGUUAUUCUCUGCAAUUAAGGAAUACGAGAACAACAAGUGGAAAACAAUCGGACAGAAGGUCAACAAGCCGGCCAAGGCUUGCGAGCAAUACGCGAAGGAGCACUUUCCUGGUAAGCCACGUUGA